UAUGCACCAUCAGCAAGAAUAACUGUUUAUUUCACUAUAAAUUUGAGGUUGUUCUUAUUAAUAUUUAAUCUGUGGACGGUAAAGCACAUAAACACAUUAGCAAAAAAUGGCACAUUUACUUAGAUGUUUCGUACUUUGCCUGUUAAACGAGUGUUCAAAUGCUUUUUCAUUGCUGAACAACCACAAUUUCAGUAUUGGAAAUGUGACUGGAGGACUAGUGACCAAUGAUGCGUUGGAAAAUUCUAAUAGUUUCCGUCAGCGUCUGAAUCAAGAAGCUCUUAUUCGAGUGGCUCUGGUACAAAACGUUCACUCCUUAAUGAAAGAUAUUAUGACAGUAAAGAAUUCAAUGCUCGUGUUAGAAACAAAUUCGGAAAAAUUUAAACUUGCGACUGAAAAGACAAUUUUCCAGUUAGAAGCAGAAAUAGAAAAGCUUAAAACGGAAAAUCAGCGUUUAAGGAAUGAUAAUGCGGAUAAACAUCAAAAAUUAAUUCCUUAUGUUAAUGGAACAUUUCAAACAGUUAAAGACUCAAUUUCACAAAUGCAAAAAAAAUUUCAUACAAGGUUACAGAUGAUUGAAGAAAGAAAAUCGAAUGUGUCAUCUACUGCAGCUUUGGAGACGUCUUUGACAAAAGUUUCAAUUGAAAUUAAAAGGUUACAGACAAUUGAGGCACUGAAAGCAAACGUGUCAUCUGUUGCAGCUUUAGAGACGUUUUUGACAAAAGUUUCCUCUCAGUUGGGAAACUUGUCAAAGAGAGUAGCUUUCACUGCUGGAGUGUCGUCUACUAGCAGCUCCUGGAGCAGUGGUACCUUGGUGUACAACAAAGUCAUCAACAACGUGGGAGGAGGACAUAACCCGAACACCGGAAUCUUCACCGCACCAAUGGAGGGAGAUUAUGUCUUCUAUGUCAGUAUCCUAAGUUCCGGUAUCAACUCUAUAAAUAUAGAUAUUGUUCAAAAUGGAUCUAGCAAGGUCCGAGCAGGGGCUCACGUUGCGCACUUUACUGAUCAGGGCGAGACAGGUACAAAUCUUGUGACAUUAAGGCUGCAACAGGGGGACACGGUGUGGGUUAAGCACAACAGCGGUAAAGGUUAUCAAACCCACAGUGAUGCUCCGUUCACCACGUUCUCUGGAUUUCUGAUAUAAAUUACCUACAAAGAAACUGUAACAACAAUUGCUUCAAUAUAUAUAUAUUUGUA
This is a messenger RNA of Saccostrea cuccullata (small rock oyster), 1197 nucleotides long. RefSeq lists its product as uncharacterized. Gene Ontology annotation, molecular function: protein binding. The coding region runs from base 107 to 1144 and encodes 345 amino acids. Lineage: Eukaryota; Metazoa; Mollusca; Bivalvia; Ostreida; Ostreidae. The record is from RefSeq and is a predicted model, not a curated record. The transcript has 3 exons.